Molecule: messenger RNA, 795 nt
Organism: Paramacrobiotus metropolitanus
Lineage: Eukaryota; Metazoa; Tardigrada; Eutardigrada; Parachela; Macrobiotidae
Product: very low-density lipoprotein receptor-like
Exons: 3
Coding region: 93-557 (154 amino acids)
Molecular function (GO): protein binding
Source: RefSeq, a predicted model, not a curated record
UCGUACCAUUCAUGAUAUGCAGAUUCCCGUUACCGCCGAGUCUGUUUAUAGGCAACACUUUUAAUAAAAGUUUUUGUACAUGACUGGCCAGAAUGUUUUUAUCUCGGUCGAUUAUUGCAGUUGCCAGCUUCAUCUGCCUAAUCCAUGCUGCAUCGGCGUACACCUCAUUGCUGUCACGUAUGUUCAGUCCAAAUCCGAGCGAAUGUCCACCGGGAGACGUUCGUUGUAACGACGGGCGGUGCAUCAUGAAGGGAUGGGUGUGCGAUGGACAAAAAGACUGCAAAGACGGCAGCGAUGAACAGGAUUGCCCGCGCCCAACUUGUACCCCCCACCAACACGCUUGCGAUGGGUCAUGUAUUCGUUUGGAAUGGCGUUGUAAUGGCCGGAAGGACUGCGUAGAUGGGACAGAUGAAAUUCCGACCAAUUGUGCACUGACAUGUCCUCCUUCCGACUGGAAGUGCGCAAAAAGCCAAAUGUGCAUUCCACAGAGUUGGCGCUGUGACGGUGCCGCCGACUGUCCGAAUCGCGAAGACGAGGAUCUGUGCCCACAUCUGUAGAUAACUUAUUUACGAAUAAAGGUUCAGAAUCAUUUUGUCGAAUAUACGCGUACAGUCUUACAUUAGAGCCUCUCUGCCGCAGAGUUGACAUGCUCCCUUUGAUAACGCUUUAAGAUUGUACGUAAAUUUCUCCAUUAUAACUUUCUGUUUAUCUUUCAUGUUUUUCUCUCUCUGGUAACUUUGUAGGUACCGGUACUUUGUUUGAAUACAUAUUUAUUGUAGCUUCAGAACAAGUUAU